ACAACUAAUUAGCAUAAACACUAUAAAGAAACUAGACAGUGGCCAGUUUUAAAUUAACCGAUAUCUUUUAUGGAUUCUUAUAGCCUGAUGAAAGACGCCACAUUCAUAUGCAGCUAAAGCAACAGAUCUCCCAUUGGAAGAGAGCCCUAUCAAUCAAAGCACUGCCCCGGCCGACCGAGUAACAGAUAAUGGAUUGCUUUCAGGUACGGAGGGUGGACAAGCAGGAAGUGUAAAGACAGGACGCCGCCGAGGUAAAAGCUGCACGGUAGGGAACGCAGCAGCUGAAACAUGUCAAGCGAGGUGCGCUACUGCGAAAAGUUUUCCUACCUGUUCCUAAAGUCGAUUCUUAUCGUAUACGCCACAGUGUUCUGGCUGAUUGGAGGAUUCAUCCUGGCCAUUGGGAUCUAUGCAGAGGUGGAACGUCAACGUUACAAGACCUUGGAGGGUGUGUUUCUGGCCCCCGCUAUCAUCCUCAUCGUCCUGGGGCUGGUCAUGUUCUUCAUCUCCUUUAUUGGUGUGCUGGCCUCUCUCAGGGACAACCUCUGUCUACUUAAAGUGUUCCUCUACACGCUGACGAUCUGCCUGAUUCUGGAGCUCCUCGGUGGCAUUCUGGCCAUCGCCUUCCGCCACCAGACCGUGGACCUGCUGAACAAAAAUAUCCGGAAAGGCAUGGUGAAUUACUACGACGAUCUGGAUUUCAAGAAUAUCAUGGAUUUCAUCCAGAGAAAGUUCAGGUGCUGUGGUGGCCAGGAGUUCACUGACUGGCAAGUGAACAUGUACCAUAACUGCUCCGCCCCAGGGCCCCUAGCCUGUGGUGUCCCCUACACGUGCUGCGUAUCCAGCAAGCCGGCGGAAGUUGUCAACACUAUGUGUGGGUACCAGGUGAUCCAGAAAGAGCGCCUGCAGCUGCAGCACAUCAUCUACAUUCGUGGCUGCACUGACGCAGUCUUCAUCUGGUUUAUGGAUAACUACAAGAUUAUGGCGGGGCUGCUGCUCGGAAUCCUGUUUCCACAGUUCUUCGGUGUGAUCGUGAGCUGGCUGUACAUCACUCGGGUGGAAGAUGCCAUCACUGAGUACGGCUACCAGCAGGACAGUCUACUCCAAGAGAGGCAGGCGCGGAAGCAGGGCAAGCUGGCCCGGUGCUGCCGGUGUCUGCCCGAGCUGGACUGAGCCUAGGCCUGACAGACCUGCAUGGAUGCCUCUAAUUUCCUCUUGUACAUGUAAAUAUUAGGCUCCUCUUUGUAAGGGCCAUUGUUCAUUAACAUGGAAUUAGUCUGCUUUAUAACAAGGAUGGGAGUCCACACCCUGAUGCAGGUGUAUCUCUAUUUUUUGUCUUAGUGGUGGGAUUGGUUUUUUCAAAUCUUAAAUUUUGGUUCGUUUCAUAUGAUUAACUCUCAGAAGUGGUAAGUAAGUCACAGGUCGCUGGGUUUUGAGCGCGCAAGCAAGAACCGGGCAUCAUUCAGGGUGCCUGUGUUUUUGGCAAUUUAUGGGUGUAAUCUGCUUUAUUUAAAAAGAGCAUAUGCAGCAGGACUUACAGGCCUGAUCUCGAAACACUCCCAUUUGCACCAUCAGCAGUGCCCAGCAAACAUCAGCAAGAAAAUGUGUAUCUGCACGUUAAAGUGAAGGAGUGUUUUGAUUGCCAUCUUUUUUUUUUUAAAAGCACUCCAUGCGAUGUGUCUGUAGGGGGUCACUCCCAUAGAAAGAGAUGCUCCGUGUGCUGCUGUAAGUGGCUCUGAAUUAGCAGAGACCCGUGUAAUUUGGGUAAACUUGCGUAUGGAGAUCUGCAAGCUGAAUUCACUGUUUCUGCAGCCUUUUCUCGGGCAGUGCUCAUCACAGCUAUCUAUAAACUGACUGAACCUAGUAAGGAUGUGGGUGAGGUUUCCGAUUAGUGAAAGUAAUUUCUGUAUGCACUGGCACUCCGCAAACAUCAGAAUGGGUCCUCCUUUCAGGAAAGCCAGAGGGCUGUGAUGCAGGAAUGGAGUUUCCUGCAAUGUACUUAUUGAGAGUGGAUGUUGCCACAUCAAACCUCAUCUGCCUCUGGUGAAGGCAUGUCCCAUAAUGUUCUUUGUUUACAUGCCUGCUUAUUUGCCUCUAACUCAGACCUGAGCAUGAUCCUCUUGUCAGGCACACUGGUUAAUAUGUUUCCUGCUGUGCUUUGAAGAGCACAAACUCUACUGCACUGUAAUAGCUCUAAUAUCAACACUGGUAACAUGAAUAUUUUUAUACUGUGGAGUCUGUACUCCUGCCUAGUGCUCUAUUUUUAUUUUCUAUCGAAGUCGAGUAUGACGUGGGGUUUUAGCCUGUUUACUUUUACAUCUGCUUUUUGUAAUUCCUCAGUGACUCUUUGACAUGUAAAGGUGUAUUGUGGAUGCAAGAAAAUGGAAAAAAUAAAUGUUUACAGUGCCUC
Molecule: messenger RNA, 2407 nt
Organism: Brienomyrus brachyistius
Lineage: Eukaryota; Metazoa; Chordata; Actinopteri; Osteoglossiformes; Mormyridae
Gene: tspan15
Product: tetraspanin 15
Exons: 8
Coding region: 289-1170 (293 amino acids)
Cellular component (GO): membrane
Source: RefSeq, a predicted model, not a curated record